Owenia fusiformis is the source of this 1208-nucleotide messenger RNA. NCBI's taxonomy places the organism in Eukaryota, Metazoa, Annelida, Polychaeta, Sabellida, Oweniidae. The record is from the annotation of a GenBank genome assembly.
AUCGCCGAUUAGAGGAUAAAUUGGCAUUUUGAUUUUCAUCUAAGCUUUCAGUUUAAUUGAUGUUUAUUCACAUCCCAUAAAGAAGAUGACAUCAAGCAGUAAUGAAUCCAAGACAGGCUGCAAAAGUGAAGAAAUAUAUCACAAAAGACAAUAGAGACAAGUUUAAGUAUUACAUGAAGAAACAUAGACUUUCUAAGACUGCAAUAUGGAGUGAGUUAGGCCCAGGAUGGACUGUGUUGCAUUAUGCAUGCAGCCAAGGAGCAGAAUGUAUUAUGAGGUAUAUGUUAAAGCAUGAAGCUGACUGUAUGUUGGCUGAUCUCCAUGGUAACUUGCCCAUACAUAUAGCCUGUCAAUAUGCAAGGACUACCUCUCAGAAUAGACAUGUGUACACAGAUCUUCUCCUACCUCUGAUCCAGAAAUGUCCCAAAUGUCUUGAUGUUACUAACUCUGCAGGGAGAAGUGCCAGAGAAAUACUACAGCAAGUCAAACACAAUCUCCAAGCAGCUUACUAUGAUGACUCGUCAAGUUCAUCAAGUGUAGAAUCAACAUCAGAAUCAUUAAGAGAUAAUGUUGAUCCUCCAGAUGAUGUGGAUCACAAUGGCUCUUGGAGUGAGAAACUAGGGGCAGCUAUGGAAGAUGAGUACUAUGAGGAACAGGGCAUGUAUGAGCCAGAUUAUUCAAGGGAGGACAAUCAACCAGAAACAUAUGAUGACUGGGCAGAAAAUAUGAAAAGAGAGUUCUACAAUAAACAUAAAUAUCAACAACCCCAUUAUUUCACCAAACCGCACACAAAUAAAAAACAAAAAUUGAAUGAGGAAAAAGAGAAGCGAAAAUUUACGCAAAAGUUACAAACUGAACAUGAGGAAUAUAAAAAGAGACUCCACAGACAUAAAUUGAAAGAUAAAAAACAGGAAUAUGAAGCGAACUGUUGCAGUUUUUUCACAAACAUCGAUCUCAAAGACAUAACAUUUAAGGAUAUACCCUGGCCAGGAGAUGUAAAAACUCUUAGCGAAUUUUUGUCAUGUGAUUUUGACAAAUCAAAAGAUAACAACAAACUGAAAAAAUAUUUCCGUGAACAGCAGAUUCGUUGGCAUCCGGAUAAAUUUUCUCAAAAAGUUGGAGGAAGAUUAAAAGAAAGUGAUCGGGAAAGAAUAAUGGAGCAUGUAAAGGAAAUAUCUCAGGCAUUAAAUGUUUUGCUGAAAGAAUGA